This is a messenger RNA of Diutina rugosa, 327 nucleotides long. RefSeq lists its product as uncharacterized. The record is from RefSeq and is a predicted model, not a curated record. The transcript has a single exon. Lineage: Eukaryota; Fungi; Ascomycota; Pichiomycetes; Serinales; Debaryomycetaceae. The annotation marks the transcript as partial.
AUGUACAAGACUUACCUCAAACCCGCGCUUGUUGAUACCCUCACCAAAGAAGAACUCGAGGAAUACUCAUCGUCCUAUCCUCAGAACUACGAACGGGACAUCAGAUUAUUGCUCAAGAACGAGCCAAUUCACGUUCUCACCUUUGAAGAAGAGGAUUUUGAUCGAAUUAUCACCAAGGACAAUGACGCCAUUGAAAAAGCCAUUGCUGACUGGUACGAAUCUGAGAAAUCGGCAACCCUUAAGCUUAACCACUAUGAAGAAAAUCCUCACCCUAUCCUGAGUGUUGCCUUAUUCCGGACCCACUGUAAGGACCUGCCCUUGAACCAA